AUGACGACGACGCGGGCGAGGGAGACGACGACGACGACGCUCGCCGAGCGCAACGCCGAGGCGCUGUUCGCCGAUCGCUCGCUCGAGGAGAUCCGAGAGAUCGAACGACGGACGCGACGAGAGGCGAGCGAGAAGGCGGAGGCGCUGCGACGCGUGCUGGGCGAGUCGUACAAGGACGCGAUCGCGUCGGUGGAGGCUCUGGAGACGAUCGAGAAGGCGGGAGAGAGGGUAUCGACGCUAGCGGUGGAGUUGAAGACGGAUUUAGAGCGCAGGAUGGAGUGGACGCGCGAUAGGGAGGAGGACGCGGAGGAGGUUGAACGCGUGGGCACGGACGCCGAGCGAGGGAGUCGAGUCAAGUUUUUGCUGGACACGCCGGAGAAGAUGUGGGGUUUGCUCGAGGAUAGCGAUUACGAAAAUGCGGCGGUACGAUUGAUGGCGGCGCAGGAGAUGUUGGGGGAAAUGACGAGCGGAAGGGGCGACGCGGAGGCGCUGUACGCGGCUUUUCCGGUUGCGCGCCAGCAGGCGAUGGUUUUGAAUAGUUUCAAUGUGCACGUGUCGAAGCGCGCCCGAGCGGGGCUCGAACGACCGACGCUGAGAGCGACCGACGUGGCGAGCGCCCUCAAGUCGCUCAUCGUGGUGGAGAAGUUGAGUAGGAAGCGUGCGCUGUUGCUGUUGUUACAGACGCGCCAAGCGCGAGUGCGAGCGUGUCUGCGAGACAUCGCGACAGCGACGGUGACGCACGACGGGCUCAAAAAGCGACUGACCGCGGUCAUGGUUGAUGUGAAGAGCACGUUGAAAGUGUGUUUUGAAGUGUUCGCCGGCACGCAGCCUCUCCUUGACUCGAGCUCGACGCAAUCUCUCACAGCGAGAGAUUUAUUUGAAGGUGUGUUCGAGCCUCAAGUUGAGUGGGAGCGUUUUCAGGCGGCUUUCACGGAGCGAACGAGCAGCAAAUUCGAAAACGUGAACGAAGGCACCAUCAUGGACGCGUGUCUGGAAUGGAUGGAUAGAUUGGCGACAGAUGUGUCUCAGCGGGGCGUCGCAGUGUUCGGGAGAAUUUCCAACUGCGACGAACUCAGUUCACUUGAAGCCGACUUCUCGAGCGAGGACAAGGAAUGGGACGCGACGUGCAAAGCGUUGUUCAGUCGUAGAGUCGAUCUGUGGUCCAUUUUAUUUGAAAGACCGUGGCUCCAGCAAGGAUUUUCACUGUUCAAGAAGUCGCUCACGUUCGCGCACCUCAAGCCGCAAAUCGACACAGCCAUCGUGGACGCGCGCAAGAAGAGCAGGUCGGAUUCUCGCAAGGAAUCCUCCAUGUGGUCGAGCUCGAGCAGCUCCACGGACGAAAUCGCGAACGUUCCGGACGAUGUUAAGUGCGCGCGUGCGGUCGCGCGAGCGAUGAACAACAUCAUGCUCUCCGUCAGAAAAGAAGCAUUAAUGCUCCAAGGUGUUCAACUGGGAGGCAACGUCGAGCUCGAGGGUCGAAUCGCGCAAUUAGAGCAGCACAUUCACUCGUGCGCGCAUAAGGGUCUGGUCGAGUUGGCGAAAUCUCUCUCAGCGAAGGUUGAGUCGCACCCCAACGACGUGCCGUGCGCGUUGAUGGUUGGUCAUCUCGCGCGUGCCGUCAUGGACAUCGUCAAGGAGGUGACCGUGCUCCUCAAGCCCGCGAACUCGUGGCCAAAGUACAACGAAUCGGCCGAGUUAAUCAUCAAACCAAUUCGGACUUUGCGAGGGAUGAAACAGCCGAAGGAGCCCCAAAACGUGAAGAUUGACGAAGUCAAGGCGGAGUUCGAGCGAGCGAUGAACGCCGGGUACAGCGUUUGGGUGAAGAAGUGCUCGACGGACACCGUUCGGGAAUUUAAGGAAGCGCUGAGCGCAGAUCAUUCUUUGGCUUCGGACUCGACUCCUCCGCACUGGGAAGAGGUCGCCGAUAAGACGGGCGAUGGUUUGCAACUGCAACUGCCAGCGACGCCCUCCUCCUACGUUCUCACAUCAAUUCACGGUGUGCUGCAGGAGGUGCAACAGAUCGGCGGCCAUCUCUUGCCGGUAUCGGCGAUCCGCAUGCUCGCCUCUUCACUCGUUGACGGUGUCUUGCAGGCGUACGCCGAUAGUCUUUCACGCGGUCGCCGAUCGGAGAAGGGCACGUUGCAAAUGCUCAUGGAUACGAAGUUUGCCGCGGACGUGCUCUCACUGAAGGAUGCAUCUCGCCUGAGUGCGCUUCAAAAGCAGCUCACCGGCACGCUCGAUCCGAUCGAUUGGGCGACGUACGAGCCAUAUUUGUGGGAAAACGAGAAGCGUGCGUACCGAAGGUGCUCAGUCUUGCUCGGAGGAUUUGUUCAGCUGGCCGAUUUGUACCAGGACACGUCGAUCAAGCCGGCAGGCACCAAAGCGAGUGCGUCGGCGGUUAAGAAAGCGAUGCCGCGCUUCACGUAUCUGCCCGUCAGUCUGCCGACCCUUCGUGGCUUGAACGCUGAGAGCCGCAAGACAAAGAUUGACUGGGGCGAGAUCGAGGCCCAAACGUUUGAGGACGAAGAGCGCGAAGGCUUAUUUUCAUCGUUCAAGAACAUCUUGCGCGAAUUUGCUUAG
Ostreococcus tauri is the source of this 2580-nucleotide messenger RNA. Its product is annotated as unnamed product. The transcript has 2 exons. Gene Ontology annotation, biological process: intra-Golgi vesicle-mediated transport. Gene Ontology annotation, cellular component: Golgi apparatus; COG complex. Bases 1 to 2580 code for a protein of 859 amino acids. Lineage: Eukaryota; Viridiplantae; Chlorophyta; Mamiellophyceae; Mamiellales; Bathycoccaceae. The record is from RefSeq and is a predicted model, not a curated record.